AUGACCGAGCUCUAUACUGCCAUCAAUGGCGUAGAACACCUUCUAAACGGCAGUAUGGGUUCAUCCCCUUUGGCUAUUUCUCAGUGGAAAUCUGCCCAGAUUGCCGGAGAUGGCCUCGACCGACUCCUCUCCCUCGUUUCAACCGAGAGAGCAGCUAAUCUUACAACCAAAGCCUGGAUAUCGCUAGCUUCUCCUGAACACAUCAAAGCCCAAUGGACGGCCCUUCGGGCCUUAACCACUGACACCACAUCCCUCCCCCUGUAUGGAGUCCCCUUCGCUGCAAAAGAUAACAUCGAUGCCGAGGGCUUCAUCACCACUGCUGCAUGUCCAACGUUCAGCUCUACCCCAGCUACUUCAGAUGCUACAGUGAUUGCGAAGCUCAAAGCCGCUGGAGCAAUCCUUAUCGGAAAGACGAAUCUCGACCAAUUCGCUACUGGCCUGGUCGGUACGAGAUCGCCAUACGGUGCUGUUCCUAAUUCCUUCGACCCCAGUCGUGUCAGCGGUGGCUCCAGCUCUGGAAGUGCUGUCGUUGUCGCUCGUGGCAUAGUGCCCUUCUCUCUUGGUACGGAUACAGCUGGUUCUGGUCGAGUUCCAGCAGGGUUCAACAACAUCGUGGGAUUGAAGCCAACCCGUGGUGCUUUGAGCACUCACGGCGUACUUCCUGCAUGCAAAUCUCUCGAUUGUGUGUCCAUCUUCACCCUUACGGUUGGUGAUGCAGAAACAGUCUUAUCUGUCGCCGAAGGAUACGAUGUCCAAGACCCAUAUUCUCGAGCGCGACCUGACCCUGACAUUGCCCCUUUUGAUGAGUUCGGAGGCUCAGCAAGCCUUACUAAGCCCUCUCUCGCAAUAUGUGCCUCUCCAGACUGGUUCGAGCGAAACGACCAUUAUCCAGCGUACGAAAAGGCUCUCGCCAAAGCAAAAGCUUUGGGGUGGAGUCUCGUUCCAGUGGACUUCUCCCUCCUUUUUCGACUUGCGCGACUCCUGUAUAACGGCCCGUGGGUUGCCGAGCGGUACGAAGCCAUCCGGGGCUUUAUCGAGAGCGCCGCUGCGGAAGAAAUGGAUCCUGUCGUGCGAAAGAUUAUUAUCAGAGCUCAGACCCUUUCCGCAGCAGAUGUCUUUGAGGGUGAAUACCUUCGUCAAGAACUUACACGUCAAAUUGAGCGGGAUUUCGCUCAGUUCGAUGGCCUCUUGGUACCCACGUCUCCAACAUUCCCCACCCUUGAUGAGCUCGUCAAGAACCCGGUCGAGGAGAACUCGAUUCUGGGUACUUAUACCAAUUUCGUGAACUUUCUGGACUGGUCGGCGCUCUCUAUCCCCGCGGGCUUUCGGCCAGAUGGACUUCCAUUCGGUGUGACGCUCAUCUCGACCCGUUGGCAAGAACCCUUUCUCCUGUCUUGGGCUCGAGAGUGGUUUGGUGACGAAGAAAGGUUGCUAGGUGCAACUGGUGUAAGCGCUUACGAGUCUCCCGCUUCAACGUCAUCGAUCCCGUCGAAUUACAUCCCAAUUGCUGUGGUUGGUGCACAUCUCACUGGGUUCCCUCUCAACAAGGAUGUAGUGGCUCGUGGAGGAAGGUUCUUGAGUGCCACGAGGACAUCAUCGUCUUAUAGACUAUACUCUCUCAACACAACAGUCGGUCCCAAGAAGCCAGGUCUGAAGCGAGUCUCCACCGACGAUGGUGCCGAAAUUGAGGUCGAAGUCUGGAACCUGCCCAAGACCUCCUUUGCGAGCUUCAUGCUCACAAUUCCUCCUCCUCUUGCUAUCGGUUCGAUCGAACUCCAAGAUGGAUCUUGGGUAAAGGGGUUCGUAUGCCAGCCCUGCGGCUUCGACGAAGCUAUCGAUAUCUCCAGUCACGGCGGCUGGCGGGCUUAUCAUGCUUCUCUCGAGAAGGAGACCAAGCCGUUGACAAACGGGGUUCGUAAGCGUGCUAUCUCAACAAUUCUUGUAGCCAAUCGUGGCGAGAUCGCGGUUCGUAUAAUCGAGGCGAUACACAAAAUGGGUCUCCGAGCUGUUGCCAUCUACUCUGAGAAAGAUGCAGAUGCCGCACACGUUAGCAAAGCUGAUAUUGCUCUCAAGCUUGAAGGAUCUUCAGUGUCCGAGACUUAUCUGGAUAUGGACCAGAUACUGAAGUUGGCAGCUCAAUCUUCAGCUGACGCCAUCAUCCCUGGCUACGGCUUCCUCUCUGAGAAUGCCGAGUUUGCUACCGCCGUCGAAGAGAAGGGCAUGAUAUGGAUUGGACCAACUCCAAAGCAAAUGGCCGAUCUCGGGCUGAAACAUCGUGCCCGCGCUAUUGCAGUCGAGGCAGGCGUUCCCACUGUCCCCGGGUGUGAUACCCUUCUCACAUCGCUGGAAGAAGCUCUCAAUGAAGGCGAGCGAAUUGGCUUCCCCUUGAUGCUGAAAAGUACUGCUGGAGGCGGCGGUAUCGGCCUAAGCUACUGCAAAGACAGACAAAGCCUAGCCACAACGUUUGAGAGCGUUCAACGGCAAGCGGAAGCUAAUUUCGGCAACGGCGGCGUUUUCAUCGAACGGUUUAUCCAACGGGCUCGCCACGUUGAAGUCCAGAUUCUCGGAGACGGCACAGGUCGUGUCAUUGCUGCCGGCGAGCGGGACUGCUCUCUACAACGGCGCCAUCAGAAGGUUGUUGAAGAAAGCCCUGCGAUUCUUGUCCCUGAGUCAAUUCGGUCGGAAAUGCGAGCGGCUGCAAUUCGGUUGGCUUCAUCCGUCGAAUAUCGUAAUGUCGGCACCGUCGAGUUCAUAUAUGAUAUCGAUUCAAGGGAGUUCUAUUUCCUGGAAGUGAAUACUCGGUUACAAGUUGAGCAUCCUGUGACUGAGUCAGUAACUGGUCUUGAUCUUGUGGAGUGUAUGAUCAAUAUUGCCGAUGGAAAUGCAACUCACUUGUUUGAUAUGGAGCUCCAAGUGUCUGGUGCUUCAAUUGAGGUCCGUGUAUACGCUGAAAGCCCCUUUCAGUCUUUCCGCCCCUGCGCUGGUCGUAUCACCGCUCUUGAGUUCCCUUCGUCUCUUCGAGUCGAUACUUGGAUCCAACUUGGGACUGAGAUCACGACUUCUUUCGAUCCACUGGUGGCCAAGCUCAUCGCAUCUGGGUCCGAUCGUGAAGAGGCUAUCGAGAACUUAGCCAAAGGCCUUGCAGCUACUCACAUCGAAGGCGUACAAACCAACCUCGAGUAUCUCUGUCAGAUUGUAGCGUCUCCCAUGUUCAAGUCUGGCGAUUAUACGACGAAAUCUUUGGACUCCUUCCAGUUCCACUCCUCUUCUUUUGAAGUCCUUCAGCCUGGGGCUUUGACCACGGUUCAAGACUACCCAGGCCGCACUGGAUAUUGGAACAUCGGUAUCCCUCCUGGGGGCCCAAUGGAUUCCUACUCCUUUCGACUGGCGAAUCGUCUCGUGGACAACUCUUCAGGCGCGGCGGGGCUAGAAUGCACUCUUGGAGGCCCGUCCUUGAAGUUUCAUUGUGAUGCUGUCAUUGCCGCCGUCGGUGGUGUUGCACAAGUCGCAAUCGACGAUGUAGCGGUUUCCAUGAACCAAGCCAUUGGUGUCAGAGCAGGUCAGAUACUGAGUAUUGGUGUCGUUGAGCAUGGUCACCGUGUAUAUCUUGCUAUUCGGGGAGGAAUUCAAGUCCCAGUCGUGAUGGGCAGUCGAGCGACUUUCGAACUUGGGAAGCUUGGGGGCUUCAGCGGUCGUAAGCUCCAAGCGCGCGACAUCCUUGCCAUAGGUUCUGAAGCUCCCUUGGUUAGUGAAGGUCGGACAAUAUCGCCAGUGCCUGUGCCAACUCACCCCAAAGCCUCAUGGACCAUCAGAGUCAUCCCCGGUCCCCACGGAGCACCAGACUACUUCACCCCUGAAAGCGUCAAGGCGUUGUACCUCAGCGAAUGGAAGGUUCAUCACAACAGUAACCGCCUCGGCGUUCGUCUCACUGGCCCCCAGCCCGAAUGGUCUCGCAGAAGCGGAGGCGAAGCCGGCUUACAUCCGUCCAAUAUCCAUGAUGCUCCGUACUCGAUCGGCAGUGUGAGUUUCACUGGGGAUGAAGCUGUCGUUCUGGGAUGCGAUGGUCCGAGUCUCGGUGGAUUCGUGGUGCUGUGUGUGGUGUGCUCUGCGGAUCUGUGGAAGAUGGGACAGGUUCGGCCUGGGGAUACGAUUCGCUUCGAUCCUAUUGAUGUUGCAACUGCGAUUGAAUUAGAGAAGAAGCUCGAUGAAGCCAUUGAGACACUCUCACCUCUUGAGGCUUUGGAAGGCGUCCCGUCUGAUGAGGCAGCUCUGGUAAAGAAAUUGGGAAGUAUUCCUGCCACCGUGGGUAUCGUCGAACAUGACGGCCAAAGAGUUACUGUCCGUCAAGCUGGAGAUCGAGCAUUUCUCUUGGAGUUCGGUGAUGCCUCCGCUUUCAAUCUCCGUCACAACUUUGAGAUAUCAGCGUUCUGUGGGAACCAUGCGAAGAACCCCAUCCCUGGCGUUGAAGAACUCACCCCAGGUGUCUUCAGCCUCCACGUCACCUACACUCGCGGUCUGUCCCCAGAGCUGAUGCUGUCACGCUUGGCAGGUCACAUCCGGUCAUACAAAGUCCCCUCCCAAGUCCCCUCGAGGAGCGUCAGUCUCCCCAUAGCAUUCGACGAUAGUGUCAGCCGCGCCGCCAUCGAACGAUAUACAGCAACAAUCCGUCCAAACGCACCCUGGCUCCCCAGCAACAUCGACUUCCUCCAAAAGCUCAACGGCAUCGCUGAUCUGACCAAAGUUUUGAGCGCCGCGGAGUUCGUAGUCCUCGGUCUCGGCGAUGUGUUCAUGGGCUCUCCAUGUGCAAUCCCCUUGGAUCCGCGUCACCGUCUGUUCGGAACAAAGUAUAAUCCUUCGCGCUCUUUCACACCUCGUGGUGCUGUUGGUAUCGGGGGUCAGUAUAUGUGUAUCUACGCGACGGAUUCACCUGGCGGGUAUCAGCUUGUCGGAAGGACAGUUGAGAUAUGGGAUUCUGACCUUGUUGACACUGAGGCUUGGUUCUUUCGGCGCUUUGAUAGGAUUUCUUUUUAUCCCGUCACUGAAGCGGCGCUAGAUGGAGCAUCGAGGUCUGAGCUUGUUCAGAUCAGUGACGGUGUUCUUGAUCUUGAACAAUACGAGACGUGGCUUACCAUGAACAAAGAGGACAUUGCCGCUGCUGCGGACCAACAAGCAAGGGCCAUUUCCAACGCGCCCUUUGUCAAUGAAUUGCUUCUUCCGUAUCAAGUCGAGUCUGUUGUCAAUGGACACAGUCCGAGUCUUGAUAGUUCGGGUCUUCGUGGUGAACGAGUCAAGGCGACGAUGCCGGGUCGAUGUUACAAGGUCAUGGUGAAAGAAGGGAGUAUUGUAGGCAAGGGCGAUGUUCUGGUCUGUAUUGAGUCAAGUAAGAUGGAAGUUGAGAUUCGCAGUCCUGUUGGUGGAAAAUGCUUGGUUGUUUUGGUGCAGGCGGGAGAUUUGAUUGACGUGGAGGAUGAUCUGGUGGUUAUUGAGUGA
Fusarium fujikuroi IMI 58289 is the source of this 5490-nucleotide messenger RNA. Its product is annotated as probable DUR1,2-urea amidolyase. NCBI's taxonomy places the organism in Eukaryota, Fungi, Ascomycota, Sordariomycetes, Hypocreales, Nectriaceae. Gene Ontology annotation, cellular component: mitochondrion. The transcript has a single exon. Gene Ontology annotation, molecular function: urea carboxylase activity; metal ion binding; ATP binding. The coding region runs from base 1 to 5490 and encodes 1829 amino acids. The record is from RefSeq and is a predicted model, not a curated record.